This is a messenger RNA of Chelonoidis abingdonii (Abingdon island giant tortoise), 3546 nucleotides long. It is a transcript of the gene PRTG, whose product is annotated as protogenin. NCBI's taxonomy places the organism in Eukaryota, Metazoa, Chordata, Testudines, Testudinidae. The record is from RefSeq and is a predicted model, not a curated record. Gene Ontology annotation, molecular function: protein binding. Gene Ontology annotation, biological process: cell-cell adhesion.
AUGGCGCCUGUUCCCCAUCGGAUGCUGCUCUGGGCGCUGAUCCUCCCCAUCCCAGGAGCAUGGUGCUUUAGUGAGCUGUUUUUUGUAAAAGAGCCACAGGAUAUAACCGUCACAAGGAAGGACCCAGUGUUUUUAGAUUGCGAGGCACGUGGCGAAGUUCCCAUUACGAUCACAUGGCUGAAAAAUGGAGCAAAAGUUUCUGAAAAUGAACGGAUCUACACAUUAUCCAAUGGCUCCUUAUAUAUCAGUGAGGUGGAAGGAAAAAGAGGAGAACCAUCUGAUGAAGGAUUUUACCAGUGUUUAGCACUGAACAAAUAUGGGGCCAUUCUCAGUCAAAAAGGUCACCUUAUACUAGCAACCAUUUCUGCAUUUGAAGUCCAACCACUUUCAGUUGAGGUCCAAGAAGGUGGAGUGGCUCGGUUUGCUUGUAAAAUAACAGCAAACCCUCCUGCCGUAAUCACAUGGGAAGUGAAUCGAACAACCUUACCUCUAGCCUUGGACAGGAUAACUGCUCUACCAACGGGAGUUCUGCAGAUCUAUAGUGUUGAAAAGAGGGAUGCUGGGAAUUAUCGAUGUGUUGCUACAACUGUAGCCAAUAGACGGAAAAGUGUUGAGGCAGCACUUAGUGUUAUUCCAGCCUUAGACUUGAAGCCAUUCCAGAAGCCAGCCAUUAUAGCUGGUCCUCAGAACAUUACAGCAUCUCUUCAUCAGACUGUCAUCCUGGAGUGUGUUGCCACAGGGAAUCCAAAGCCGAUCAUCUCAUGGAGCCGUUUAGACCACAAGUCCAUUGAUGUCUUCAAUACCCGUGUACUCGGAAAUGGGAACCUCAUGAUCUCUGAUGUAAAAGUGCAGCAUGCUGGAGUUUAUGUCUGUCGAGCAACUAUUCCAGGCACACGGAACUUCACAGUUGCAAUGGCAACUCUCACUGUGUUAGCACCACCUUCAUUUGUGGAAUGGCCGGAAAGUUUAACAAGGCCCAGAGCUGGUACUGCCCGUUUUGCGUGUCAGGCAGAAGGAAUUCCAGCACCCAAAAUGUCAUGGUUGAAAAAUGGAAGAAAGAUACACUCCAAUGGUAGAAUUAAAAUGUACAACAGUAAAUUGGUGAUUAACCAGAUCAUUCCUGAAGAUGAUGCCAUUUAUCAGUGCAUGGCUGAAAAUAGCCAGGGGUCUAUCCUGUCCCGUGCCAGAUUGACUGUAGUUAUGUCAGAAGACAGACCCAGUGCUCCUUGUAACGUCCAUGCUGAAACCAUGUCAAGUUCAGCAAUUCUGCUAGCUUGGGAGAGGCCGCUCUAUAAUUCAGACAAAGUGAUUGCAUAUUCAGUGCACUACAUGAAAGCAGAAGGUUUAAAUAAUGAAGAGUAUCAAGUGGUUAUUGGAAAUGACACAACUCAUUACAUUAUUGAUGACUUGGAACCAGCCAGCAAUUACACCUUUUAUAUUGUGGCCUACAUGCCCAUGGGAGCCAGUCAGAUGUCAGAUCACGUGACUCAGCACACCCUUGAAGAUGUUCCUUUGAGAGCUCCUGAAAUCAGUUUGACAAGUCGAAGUCCUACAGAUAUUCUCAUCUCCUGGCUGCCGAUCCCAGCCAAAUACAGGCGAGGCCAAGUGGUCUCGUACCGUGUGUCUUUUCGCCUCAAUGCAGAAAGCACUAUCCAGGUUCUGGAGCUUCCAGGGACCACAAAUGAGUAUCUCCUGGGAGGCCUGAAGCCCGAUAGUGUCUACUUGGUUCGUAUUACUGCAGCAACGAGGAUAGGCUGGGGAGAAGCCUCUCUGUGGACUUCUCACCGGACCCCCAAAGCCACAAGUGUGAAAGCACCAAAGUCUCCUGAGCUGAGUUUGGAACCACUGAACUGUACAAUCAUUACAGUGAGGUGGCAUCAGGACUCUGAGGAUACAGCAACUAUUGAAGGGUACAAAUUAUACUACAAGGAAGAAGGCCAGCAGGAGAAUGGACCAAUUCUAUUGGAUGCCAGUGACCUUGUGUAUACUCUCAGUGGUUUGGAUCCCAGAAGAAAGUACCAUGUAAGGCUAUUGGCAUAUAAUAGCAUGGAAGAAGGUUACCAGGCAGACCAAACAGUCAGUACUCCAGGAUGUGUCUCUGUCCGUGAUCGUAUGGUUCCUCCUCCACCACCACCCCACCACCUAUAUGCUAAAGCUAACACUUCAUCUUCUAUCUACCUCCACUGGGGAAGGCCUGCGUUUACCUCUGCACAAGUCAUUAACUACACAAUUCGCUGUAAUCCUGUGGGGCUGCAGAAUGCCUCUUUGGUGCUCUACCUUCAAACGUUGGAAACUCACAUGUUGGUUCAAGGUCUAGAACCAAAAACCAAGUAUGAGUUUGCAGUUCGACUGCAUGUGGAUCAGUUGUCUAGUCCCUGGAGUCCAGUAGUUUACCAUACCACACUUCCAGAAGCGCCAGCUGGCCCUCCACUAGGAGUGAAGGUGACUUUGAUAGAAGAUGAUACUGCUUUGGUUUCCUGGAAGCCACCUGAUGAUCCUGAAACAGUUGUUACUCGCUAUACUAUCCUCUAUGCAUCUAGGAAAGCUUGGAUUGCUGGAGAGUGGCAAGUGCUACACAGAGAAGGAGCAAUAACCAUGGCUUUGCUGGAGAACCUGGUGGCUGGAAAUGUCUACAUUGUUAAAAUAGCAGCAUCCAACGAGGUGGGAGAAGGACCUUUUUCAAAUGCAGUGGAGCUUGCAGUCCUGCCAAAGGAGACUUCAGAGUCCAACCAAAGGCCUAAACGAUUAGAUUCAGCAGAUGCCACAACUUAUUCUGGCUAUUACCACCUGGACCAGAAAUCAAUGACUGGCAUUGUUGUAGGAGUUUGUAUAGCCCUGACCUGCAUCCUUAUCUGCAUCCUGAUUUUGAUCUACCGCAGUAAAGCCAGGAAAACAUCUGCUCCUAAAACUAUGCAGCAAGGCACUGACCAGCUAUCACAUACCAACAUCUCAUUAGCCAGUGCGAACGAGGUGGGGAAGAGUACUGAAGGAAUUGCAGAGAAUGAAGAAUCUUUAUUGCCGAUGAUAGUAGGAAACAGCUUCGUCGAUGCUAAGGGGGGGACUGAUCUAAUUAUUAACAGUUAUGGUCCUAUCUCAAAGACCAGUUGCAAGAAAAGGUGGCUCUUCUUCCAAGAUUCUAAGAAGGUGAAAACAGAGGAGCCUCAGAGAAGAUUUGUCCAAGCUGUGUGCUUAUAUCAGCCAGGCACCACUGUACUGAUCAGUGAAGAUGACUCCCUCAAUUCCCCAGGCCAGCAAUCCAAGUUCCAGGUGCCAUUCAGUAUUGUAGCUGAUACAGAGCAUUCAGCAAACAGCGAAGGAAGCCAUGAGACCGGAGACUCUGGAAGAUUCUCUCAUGAGUCCAAUGAUGAGAUACACCUUUCUUCUGUUAGAAGUGUCACCCCACGCACCUCCAGUUUCUUUGCAGGCAGUGACUCAGGUGUGAACGUGAACCCUGUUUGGAGUAACUGUGAGGAGCCCCCGGUACCACUGGCUACAGACCAGACUUCUACCUCAUCUCUUCAGAUACAGUGCACGGUACAAAACUGA